Teleopsis dalmanni is the source of this 2933-nucleotide messenger RNA. RefSeq names its product sodium/hydrogen exchanger 6 (gene Nhe3). Gene Ontology annotation, molecular function: sodium:proton antiporter activity. The record is from RefSeq and is a predicted model, not a curated record. Bases 408 to 2753 code for a protein of 781 amino acids. Gene Ontology annotation, biological process: regulation of pH; proton transmembrane transport; sodium ion transport. Gene Ontology annotation, cellular component: recycling endosome; membrane. The transcript is spliced from 12 exons. Lineage: Eukaryota; Metazoa; Arthropoda; Insecta; Diptera; Diopsidae.
AAAGUACGAGUGAGCGUAUGGUUGCGGUCGGUUUGUGUUAAAAAUAGUUUUAAAUGAGAACUGCAAGAUAUAAAAUUAAGAAAUUCUUAGAUAUAAUAAGAAUUUUUAUAACACACAACUGUUCAAAUUACCAUAACUAAUAUUUGAAAUGAUUAAUACAAAUUUAUAUUUAUUAAAAACUUAGAAAUAAUAUUGAAUUGUGAAAGAGACUACUAAAACGAAGGAUUUUGACAAGGGAAACCCAAACGUUCUACAUCCUCAAAGUGCGUAUAAAAGAAAAUAUUGGCUCUUGCACAACCCACUGCUGAUACGUCAUAAUCUUACAAAGAAAAAAUUAUAAAUCGAUUAAAGCUAAAAGUUAAAAUUAAAGAGGAUAUCAAAUAUUUACUAACUAUUAAUGGUAGAAAAUGGUAAAGGAACAGUUAACGCACAGACUGAAUGGCAGCAAGGAAUACAGUACAAUUAACAGGUUAAGUGUCAUAUCAAACAGCGUUAAGCCUACAGAUGAUGUCGUUGCUAACUUAACAGUGAUAAAUAUGCAUCAAAGGUCAGGGCAAUCAAAAAAUAAUACCUUUGGAAAUACGUCUAACAGGAAAUGUUUGCUGAAAAACAAACUUUAUAGUAAAAAUAAAAACAAUUACAGUACUUUGCUGUACUGUGCCGUACUAUUGAUAUGCAUUGGUAGCAGACAAUGUGAAGCCACUGCUACAGAUAUAGCGCUUGAUGCCAAAGCCACAUUAACACACAGAAUUGAUAGCCUUAAUUUGCUGGUGUAUACGUUUUUGCUUACGUUAACGGUGUUAACCAUUUGGUUGUUUAAACAUCAUCGCGUCUCCUGGCUUCAUGAGACUGGCUUGGCUGUGAUUUAUGGUCUGAUAGUUGGUGCUGUUAUAAGAUAUGCAGACACAUCAACAACACUUAUACAUUUGGUGGUUGAUCCACAAGGUGAUCCAAAGUUCAACCAAACUAUACCACCAGAUACGCUUUGGCUCAACUUUCCCGGAAAAUUAGCACAAAAUACCACCGAUAAGGAGCCUAUUGAAAAUAAAACAUACGCUUAUGUAUUUCGUGGCCAAGUUCAUGAUGUCGAUGAAAAUGAAAUUGACUUGAAGGCAACUUUUGAUCCGGAAAUAUUUUUCAAUAUUAUAUUACCACCAAUUAUAUUUCAUGCUGGUUACAGUUUAAAAAAGAAAUAUUUCUUUCGUAAUUUAGGUGCUAUACUAACAUUUGCUAUUUUGGGAACGACGCUAUCAGCGUUCCUUAUCGGUGCUAUUAUGUACGGUUGUGUGAAACUGAUGCCAAAAUAUUUAAGUAGCAGUUACACAUUUCUGGACACGCUGUAUUUUGGAGCGUUGAUAUCACCAACAGAUCCAUUGACAAUACUGGCAAUAUUCCACGAUUUGCACGUGGAUGUUAAUUUAUAUGCCUUAGUAUUUGGUGAAUCUGUACUUAACGAUGCUGUAGCUAUUGUAUUGAGCGGUGCAAUUCAAAACUACGGAGAACAUUAUUCAAGUACGGGUGAAUUUGAAAUUAACGCGUUCUUCAAGUCUCUGAGUGACUUCUUCUGUAUUUUCAUGUUUUCACUAUUAAUUGGUGCCACAAUGGGUUGUUUUACGGCAUUGUUGACUAAGUUUACUCGCGUGCGAGAUUUUCCUUUAUUGGAGUCAGCAUUAUUUGUGCUUAUGUCGUAUAGCACGUUCCUUAUUGCGGAGGCAUCUGAACUUACUGGUGUUGUAGCUGUGCUGUUUUGUGGCAUAUGUCAGGCGCACUACACUUACAAUAAUUUAUCAGAAAAUUCUCGUACUCGAACAAAAGAAAUUUUCGAAUUACUGAACUUUUUAGCUGAAAAUUUCAUUUUUUCAUAUAUUGGCGUUUCGAUGUUUACCUUUCCCAAACAUCAUUUUGAUGCUGUGUUUAUAAUUACGGGCUUUAUUUGUGCCGCUUUUGGAAGAGCAGUGAAUAUUUAUCCUUUAUCCUGGCUUUUGAAUUUAAAUCGAAAACCAAUAAUCUCAUCUAAUUUUCAACAUAUGCUUUUCUUUGCUGGUUUACGUGGAGCCAUGUCAUUUGCAUUAGCUAUAAGAAAUACUGUAUCCGAAGCAAGACAAACAAUGCUUACUGCAACAUCUUUAAUUGUUAUAUUUACUGUAGUAAUACAGGGCGGUGCUGCUAACUUUUUGCUCAACUGGCUUAAAAUACCAGUGGGUGUAGAUGAAGAGACUGAACAAUUAAAUAACUAUCAAGUUCGCAGCUCCGAUGGCUACUUACAGGAUGUGGAUACCGGAGACUUAGAAGGUGGUGGCGGUGGGGCAGAUAAUACCAUUGGUGUUGGAGUUUCACCUGGUGCUUCAAGUGCGGGUAAUUGUAGACGCAGCAAUGAGAAAGCAAUUCUUGCCAGAAUUUGGGGGAACUUCGAUACAAAAUAUAUGAAACCAUUGCUGACACAUUCACGACCAACACUAUUAGAGACUUUACCAGUUUGUUGCAACCCUGUGGCGCGUUUAUUAACAACAACAGAGCAGCUAACACAGGAUGGUGUGGGUAUACGUCGUUCCGACUCUGAUUCCGAUAUAUGUGUCGAUGAUGAUGAUUUUAUGCGUAAUAAUGGUGGAGGCGGUAGUGGUUCUGGCAGUGGCAAUGUUGGUGCAGGUUUUAUUGCAUCAAGUGGUCAACGACGCAGCUCCAUCAAUCGUGUAAGUAUACGUUUUGUCGCAGAUGAUCGCAGUUUAUUUGCUAGCUACAAAAAUCGAGAUUAAAUUGUUUAUUUAUUUAAAAAACCAAUACAUAUAUUUAGUAAAAAGAACCACAAAAAAUUUUAUGUAACUUAACGUAACGCAAAACUCAAACGUAUACAAUAUUAAAUGUGUUUUGUGAAUCAAUUUUACUUAAAAACGCCAUUAUCUGAAUACCAAAGUGAGGAGUAUUAAUUAUGUUAA